Molecule: messenger RNA, 917 nt
Organism: Orbicella faveolata
Lineage: Eukaryota; Metazoa; Cnidaria; Anthozoa; Scleractinia; Merulinidae
Source: RefSeq, a predicted model, not a curated record
AUGACGUCGCCGAUUUGUGGGUUGGAGCUCUGGCCGGCAAGUGAGCGAGACACUAAACUCUCACAGUAUCUCUCUCUAGCAUGCCAUCCAGGGGAGUCUGGGAAGCCUGGUUCCAAGGUUUCUGUUCCAGGCCCUCCUGGUCAAAAAGGAGACCGGGGAGCGAAAGGAGAAAGAGGACAAACUGGGAAGUCUGGGGUGAAGUACGUUCGCUGGGGUAUAAUUGGCGGUGAUCGUUAUCGCCACCAUGGCGGCGGAGUAAAUUAUCUUUGCCUUCCAAACAAUCCAAAGUAUGACAAGUACAAAAAUGGAUUUCAGAACGCAGGAUACGUGUAUGGCACUGAGUAUGAAGUCAGCGGUUUCAACCCAUUUAAGAAAAACCUGCAGGACCAUGAGGCACCGUGUGCUGUUUGCUUCGUCAAGUCACGUGGCUCAAUGCUUAUGAUGCCCGCAAGGAAUGAUUGUCCAUCUGGCUGGACCGUGGAGUAUCAUGGGUACCUGAUGACUGAAUACUACAAGCACAAAAAACAACGUGACUACAUAUGUGUUGACGAGGAUGCAGAGUAUGUUCCCGGUACCCAGGCCAACAAGGAUGGUGCGUUACUGUACCCUGUGGAAGGAGAGUGCGCAGGCUCACUUCCAUGCGGCCCGUAUGUCAGUGGGAGAGAGUUAACGUGCGCUGUAUGCACCAAGUGACCCAAGACUACCAUUACGUUGAAAACUAAGGAUACAGAAAAAGUUUUGAACGGUGAUUUGUGUGAUUAAAUGUAGCAUAAAGAUGAAUCGAAACUUGAUACUUUAGUCAAAGAAGUAGAUCAUGAUGAACUCUGCGCUUUUACUCAAAAGUAUCGAACUGAUGAUUUACAUGAAUGUAGAAAAAAAUAGCGCUAAUAAACUUAACUAUAAGAUCACUGAAAAAA